AUGGCGGCUUUAGUGAGAUGCAGAGUGCUGCAUUCAGCCUUUCAAGCGAGCGUUACUAGCGGCGUGCGCAGAUCGGACAAUGUUCUGCGUGCGUUUCCACCCAAGAGAGCGCAUUGUGCGCGUCAGGCGUGCAGCGUAGGUGUGCGACUGUCCAGCUCCGACGUUAAGUCUGGAGAUGAUCAUGUUAGAUACCUGGACGGUGAUGACUCGGGGAUUGUUGUUUUGGGGAUUAAUCGCCCUCAAUCUAAAAAUGCCAUCAGCAAAAAUCUUGUUACGAUGAUGUCAGAAGCUGUAGAGUCAUUGAAGAAGGACAACAAAGUGCGCACUGUAAUUUUAUGCAGUAUGGUGCCUGGAAUAUUCUGCGCAGGCGCAGACUUAAAAGAAAGAGCACAGAUGCAGCAGAGUGAAGUAGGACCAUUUGUUACUAAAGCAAGAACACUAAUUACAGAACUUGGUGCUCUUCCCAUGCCAACGAUUGCAGCCAUUGAUGGGGCGGCUCUUGGAGGAGGUCUUGAAAUGGCUCUUGCCUGUGACAUCAGAGUGGCAGCCAGCUCUGCUAAAAUGGGACUAGUUGAGACUAAAUUAGCCAUCAUCCCAGACGCUGGGGGAACGCAGCUUCUGCCACGAACUGUAGGAGUGUCCGUAGCUAAAGAGCUGAUAUUUGUGGCUCGGGUGCUGAGCGGUGACGAAGCCAAGAGUCUCGGCCUGGUGAAUCACGCUGUGGAGCAGAAUAAGACUGGAGAUGCGGCGUAUCUGCGAGCUCUGGAUCUGGCCCGUGAAAUCAUCCCUCAGGGGCCAAUAGCUAUUAGAAUAGCCAAGUUAGCAAUCAACCAGGGAAUAGAGGUGGAUUUGAAGACCGGAUUAGCCGUUGAAGAGGCAUGCUAUGCUCAGGUGAUCCCAACCAAAGACAGGCUGGAAGGUUUGCUGGCGUUCAAAGAGAAACGUCCUCCUCACUAUAACGGCGAGUAA
This is a messenger RNA of Sinocyclocheilus rhinocerous, 969 nucleotides long. Its product is annotated as methylglutaconyl-CoA hydratase, mitochondrial-like. Gene Ontology annotation, molecular function: enoyl-CoA hydratase activity. Gene Ontology annotation, biological process: fatty acid beta-oxidation. The record is from RefSeq and is a predicted model, not a curated record. NCBI's taxonomy places the organism in Eukaryota, Metazoa, Chordata, Actinopteri, Cypriniformes, Cyprinidae. Gene Ontology annotation, cellular component: mitochondrion.